Molecule: messenger RNA, 855 nt
Organism: Capsicum annuum
Lineage: Eukaryota; Viridiplantae; Streptophyta; Magnoliopsida; Solanales; Solanaceae
Product: monothiol glutaredoxin-S1-like
Exons: 1
Coding region: 312-617 (101 amino acids)
Source: RefSeq, a predicted model, not a curated record
AAAAAGAAAGUAUUUUAAUUUAAUUUAUAGGAUACGAUCCUUUGACAAUAUAUGCUCAAGGAAUAAUUUGCAUAUCCACCGUCUUGUCCUUUUUCCAAUCCUUUAAUAUUUUGUCCUUUCUCAACAAUCCCACCACUUUAGACGUAUAUUUACCCUCCUACAACUUCAUGUUUCUCGUAACAAUUGUCAAGCUAACACUUCUUUUCUUCACUUACACAUCUUCACAAAAAAAAAAAAAAAAAAAACUUGCUAUAUAUAGCCUACAGUAAAAACCAUAUAACUUCUCUUAACCAAGAUCUAAGUUAAUUAACAUGGAUAUGGUGAUGAAGUUGGGAGCAGAAAGUUCAGUGGUGAUUCUAACCAAGAGCACUUGUUGCAUCUCUCAUAGCAUCGAAACCCUAAUUCGCGGUUAUGGAGCAAACCCUACAGUUUACGAGCUCGAUAAGCUUACAAAUGGGAAGGAAAUGGAGAAGGCAUUGGUUGAACUACUAGGGAGUAAAUCAAGUGUGCCAGCAGUGUUCAUUGGAGAAGAGUUUGUUGGUGGUUCUAAUGAGAUUAUUAAUGUCAGAGGCAAGCUCAAACAAUUGCUUCUAAAGGCUAAUUCUAUUUGGAUAUAAUCGUGUAAUAAGAUCAAUUAACUAGCUGGCAAAACAGUGGCAGGACCAGAAUUUCUGGAAUUGAUUCAAAGGCUAAUGCUAUUUGGAUAUAUGAUAUGUAGAUUGUAGAUUAUAAAUAUCGGAAUUUAUUAUCUAGCUAGCAAGUUUAUAUUUACAAAUCUUCCCUAUUUUGAUGUACUAAUUAUAAUAAUAAUGCAAUGCCAAGAGUACAUAAAAAUAAUUCAUAUAAGUUUUUAUC